Messenger RNA from Spea bombifrons (plains spadefoot toad), 4504 nucleotides. RefSeq names its product solute carrier family 8 member A3 (gene SLC8A3). The coding region runs from base 439 to 3213 and encodes 924 amino acids. Gene Ontology annotation, biological process: cell communication; sodium ion transmembrane transport; calcium ion import across plasma membrane. The transcript has 8 exons. Gene Ontology annotation, molecular function: calcium:sodium antiporter activity. Gene Ontology annotation, cellular component: postsynapse; axon; sarcolemma. The record is from RefSeq and is a predicted model, not a curated record. NCBI's taxonomy places the organism in Eukaryota, Metazoa, Chordata, Amphibia, Anura, Pelobatidae.
UGUGCUCUAGAUAUUUUGCAGCACUAAAGACUUUGCUUAUUAUGAGAAUAGACUUUGCCAGGAGCCUGCGAAGAAAGGAUGUCCCCCUGCCCAGCCCGUGCACACACGCUGCGUGAGAGGGGGCUCGCAGAUCAGCCCCUCUGCCUCCCAAUUCUGUGUCUUUAGAUGCACUUCCCUGCUCCCCCUGACAGCUGCAAAAGGGAGAAGAGAGAAUUUUUAGCAAGUAAGGCAAUUUGGAGUGACAUGCGAAGGCUCCCUCCCCCUACCCAGUCACUGAUUAACCAGGAGAUGCAAUGGUCUCAAUGCAAGAACCCUGAGGACCUGAAUUGGGGAACAGCACCAAAAAACAGGAGCAGCCAGGAGAAGACUGCGAAAGGGGUUUGUAUCCGGUGUUUGAGGAGGAAUACUUGGUUCUAAGGUUUCCAGCUAAGCAUAUGUAUGGCUCGAUUAAAGCUACAGCCUCUUUCCUCCUUGUUUCUCCACUUUGGACUUGCUACCUUUAUCCUGUUCCUUCAGAGUUUGCAUGUUGAUGCAGCUGACUCUGGACCUUCUCCAAGCUCUGGACAGAACAACACAUGCUCAGGGUCCUAUGAUUGUAAGCCAGGGGUCAUUUUACCAAUAUGGUACCCAGAGAACCCAUCCCUCGGGGACAAAAUUGCCAGAGUCAUUGUGUACUUUGUGGCAAUGAUCUACAUGUUUCUUGGCGUGUCUAUCAUCGCCGACAGAUUUAUGGCAUCCAUAGAGGUCAUAACAUCACAGGAACGCGAGAUUGUCAUAAAAAAGUCAAAUGGAGAGACAUCUACAACAACUAUCCGGGUCUGGAAUGAGACAGUGUCCAACUUAACCCUCAUGGCUCUUGGCUCCUCUGCGCCUGAAAUCCUCUUAUCUCUGAUUGAGGUAUGCGGCCAUGGAUUUGUUGCUGGAGACCUUGGUCCUUCUACCAUUGUUGGAAGUGCAGCUUUUAAUAUGUUCAUCAUUAUUGCCAUCUGUGUGUAUGUUAUACCAGAUGGUGAAGUCAGGAAGGUCAAACACCUUCGAGUAUUUUUUGUCACAGCUGCAUGGAGCAUCUUUGCCUACAUCUGGCUAUAUAUGAUUCUUGCCGUGUUUUCGCCAGGAGUGGUUCAAAUCUGGGAAGGUUUACUCACCUUAUUCUUUUUCCCCAUAUGCGUGGUCCUUGCCUGGGUGGCUGACAGACGUCUCCUCUUCUACAAAUACAUGCAUAAAAGGUAUCGCACCGACAAACACCGGGCAAUCAUGAUUGAGACAGAAGCAGAGCACCCCAAGGGUAUUGAAAUGGAUGGCAAGGUGAUGAAUUCUCACUUCCUUGAUGGAAAUCUGUUAAACAUGGAUGGGAAAGAAGUGGACGAAUCCCGUAAAGACAUGAUUAGAAUCCUUAAGGAUUUAAAGCAAAAACAUCCAGAGAAAGACUUGGAUCAGUUAGUAGAAAUGGCCAACUACUAUGCUUUAUCUCACCAACAAAAAAGUAGAGCAUUUUACCGCAUACAGGCCACCAGAAUGAUGACAGGAGCCGGUAAUAUCCUGAAAAAGCAUGCUGCAGAGCAGUCAAAGAGGAGCCCGAGCAGGCCUGAUUUAUGCUUAGAGGAAUCAGAAGAGUUUGUGUCGAAGAUUUCUUUUGACCCUUGUUCCUAUCAGUGUCUUGAAAACUGUGGUGCUGUCUUGUUAACGGUGGUGAGAAAGGGAGGGGACGUGUCAAAGAUGGUCAUGGUGGACUAUAAAACUGAAGACGGCUCUGCCAAUGCCGGUGCUGAUUACGAGUUCACGGAGGGAACUAUGGUUUUUAAACCUGGAGAAACCCAAAAAGAGUUCUCAGUUGGGAUCAUUGAUGAUGACAUAUUUGAAGAAGAUGAGCAUUUCUUUGUAAGGCUUGGCAACGUCCGAGUAGUUGAGGCUCCAGAACCAAUGGAGCUCAACAGUUUUAGUUAUCCAAAAGUGGUUUUAUGCCCACCAUACAUUGCAUCGGUAACUAUCUUGGAUGAUGAUCAUGCCGGCAUUUUUACGUUUGAAUGCGACAUCAUACGUGUGAGUGAAAGCAUUGGCGUGAUGGAGGUUAAAGUUCUUAGGACAUCUGGCGCCCGUGGCACUGUCAUAGUCCCUUUCAGGACGAUUGAAGGGACUGCAAAAGGAGGUGGAGAAGACUUUGAAGAUGCGUAUGGGGAGCUAGAGUUUAAGAAUGACGAAACUGUCAAAACUAUUCAGCUCAAAAUAAUUGAUGACGAGGAGUAUGCGAAAAACAAGACUUUCUCCAUUGAACUGAGGGCGCCACACCUUGUGGACUUGAGUGUGCAGAAAGCUCUUCUAUUGAAUCAAGCUGCAGAGCUGGCAGAAAGAAAGGUUUCGGUUGAGGUGGAAGAAGCCAAACGGAUCGCUGAGAUGGGAAAACCAAUACUAGGAGAGCAUCCAAAGCUAGAAGUAAUCAUCGAAGAGUCUUAUGAGUUCAAGAACACCGUGGACAAGCUAAUAAAGAAGACUAACCUUGCCUUGGUGGUAGGCACUCAUUCCUGGAGAGAUCAAUUUAUGGAAGCCAUUACUGUCAGUGCAGCCGGAGAUGAAGAUGAGGACGACUCCGGCGAGGAACGCCUGCCAUCAUGCUUCGACUAUGUGAUGCACUUCCUGACCGUGUUCUGGAAGGUCCUCUUCGCGUGCGUACCACCCACGGAGUAUUUGAAUGGGUGGGCUUGUUUCAUUGUGUCAAUCAUGAUUAUCGGCAUCCUGACUGCCAUCAUUGGAGACCUAGCUUCACACUUUGGCUGCACCAUUGGCUUAAAGGAUUCGGUGACUGCCGUUGUUUUUGUGGCCUUUGGCACUUCCGUGCCCGAUACGUUUGCAAGUAAAGUGGCAGCGACCCAGGACGUAUACGCAGAUGCUUCGAUUGGCAACGUGACCGGCAGCAAUGCUGUUAACGUGUUCCUCGGUAUUGGUCUUGCGUGGUCCGUGGCUGCCAUCUACUGGGCCUCCCAAGGACAGGAAUUCCACGUGACUGCGGGCCCCUUAGCGUUUUCCGUAACCCUUUUCACUAUUUUUGCUUUCAUCUGCAUCAGCGUCUUGCUGUAUAGGAGGCGACCUCAUAUCGGCGGGGAACUGGGUGGACCCAAAGGGUGCAGACUCGCCACAAUGUUUCUCUUUGUGAGCCUGUGGUUACUUUACAUAUUAUUUUCGACUCUCGAAGCCUAUUGUUACAUCAAGGGGUUCUAAGUGGAACUGAGCUAAGCCAGCGAGAAGCCUGCUGCUUUUCGGCGGUGGGAGAGGCAACCCAGCAGAAAGAAUGCCAGCUAAUGGAGCAACAUCUCUGGGACUGCCAGAGAUUACAACACAAUCCAAAGGACGCUCGGACUGGUAUCGUUGGUUGAAGUGCAUUUACAAAAAAUAAAGUAGCGGUACUCUGAAUACCCUGUCCAUCAAAAAUGCUGCAGCCAAUCGAAACCGAACAGUACAGAAGAUGCUCAUUGAAUACCAGUCACUUUUUUUAGGGUUAUAACCUUGUUGCAACUUGCAGAAUUUUGCUUUUUUUUUAAUUAAUUCAUUUUAAUCUUUUCCUCCCCACCUGAAGUGUUGCUUAAAAAUAAUUCGCUUUUGUAUUUAUUUUGUUCAAUGCCAGGGGUGUCUUCAGGGGUUUUUUUUUUUAGGCCCCUAAAAAAAAAAAAGGCUUAGGGGCCCCGCGUCGUAAGUACAGUUCCUGAAAAAAAAAAAAGCAUAACUAUACAGAAACAAAGGAAGAAAAUACUUGUGAUCGCAAGUUUGUUAAUGAUGUGAUAUAAAUUUCGGAGGAAUCUAUACCUCAUCCUUCUGAGGUGGACCCUCAGACAAAUGGGGGGGCCCAUGGAAUGGACAUUUUUGGCUUAGAACAUUUAUCAAAUUGUUUUCAUUACGUUUUCCCAGGAAAGCAAGAAACGUAGAAUGCCAAGGAACAAUCGAAAAAGACCGGAAACAUUUUAUUUAUUGUGCCCUUAACUACAAAAACACUAUCAGAGAUUUGAAAAGUGAGAGAAAAGUUAUAAGAAGGAUGAGAGAGGGAUAGAAGGGAGUCUUCACAACUUGCAGUUUGUAAACCUUUGUACAUACAUAGCCUUUAUCACACUUUUCAUGUUUUUGGGUGGGUUUGGUGUUCCGAGUGUAAUGGGUGACGCUCGGUCAGUUCCCACGUUACCUCUCGGUCAGUUCCCACGUUACCUCCGUGCAUUAUGAUAUAACCCACUGAACAAUGCCGUAAAGACUAAUAGUACACCUAUAUUUUUAAGAUGGUGCACCAUGUCUAGUCUUAUGCUCCCCAAAGCUCUAGAAAAGGAUUUUAUUUCUAUGUAAAGUUAAACUAAAGAGAUCUUUGGAUUUUUCGUGAUUUGCUCCUUUUUUGCUCGCCGAUCAGUUUUUUUUUUUUGCCCCAGGCUGUCACAUCUCUCUAUGUACCGAAUGGCAAAACUGUAUUUAUUUUUUUUAAGUAGAAACAAAUUUCUAGAUUUUACUGCAUCAAAAAUGUUUCCAAUACGCA